Molecule: messenger RNA, 1224 nt
Organism: Selaginella moellendorffii
Lineage: Eukaryota; Viridiplantae; Streptophyta; Lycopodiopsida; Selaginellales; Selaginellaceae
Product: probable ethanolamine kinase
Exons: 12
Coding region: 51-1103 (350 amino acids)
Biological process (GO): phosphatidylethanolamine biosynthetic process; phosphatidylcholine biosynthetic process
Cellular component (GO): cytoplasm
Molecular function (GO): ethanolamine kinase activity; choline kinase activity
Source: RefSeq, a predicted model, not a curated record
UAUUCUAGAAUCUCUUUCAGCGCUUGAGAAAUUUGGGAGCUCAUUUGGCGAUGGAGCUCCGGAGCUGCCGAUCGAGCGUCAAUCCUUCGCUGCCAAGGCCGCAAUGGGAGGCGCAAGUGAGGGAUGUAUGCAGGGCGCUGGUGAGCGGAUGGUCGGAUCUGGGAGAUGACGAUCUUGCGAUCUCUGAAAUCUCUGGUGGCAUCACGAAUUUGCUGCUAAAGGUCUUGGACAAGAAACAGAAUGAAGCUGUUACAGUGCGAAUUUUUGGUCCCAACACCGACGCUGUCAUCGACCGGAAGCGCGAACUCCAGGUGCUGCCACAUCUUUCGGAAUCAGAUUUUGGAGCAAAGCUCGUGGGAUUAUUUGAGAAUGGCAUGAUACAGUCCUUCAUUGAAGCACGGACACUCGUUCCAGUAGACUUGUCCAAGCCAAAUGUAGCCUCGCUUAUUGCAAAGGAGCUGCGAAGGCUACAUUCGUUGCAGAUACCCGGAUCAAAGGAGCCUCAACUUUGGGAGGAUAUUCUCAAGUUUUAUGACAAAGCAAGGCUGGUAUCAUUUGAGGAUAAUGCAAAACAGGAGAGGUUAGGGGAAGUGUCAUUUUCGCGACUGAUGGACGACAUAAAAAUGCUGAAGGGCAUCAGCGACUCCUUGAAAGCGCCGAUCGUAUUUUCUCACAACGAUCUUUUAUCAGGCAAUAUCAUGCUCAAUGAAGCUAGCGGCCGGCUCCAUCUCAUUGAUUUUGAGUAUGGUUCUUACAGCUACCGAGGCUAUGAUAUUGGAAAUCACUUCAACGAGUAUGCCGGCUUUGAAUGCGACUAUUCCUUGUACCCGAACAAGGAGGCACAGUACCACUUCUUCAGGCACUACUUGUCUCCUAUAGAUCCAUCGAAGGUCUCCGACGACGAACUUGAAGUUUUGUUUGUAGAGACGAAUUUCUAUGCGCUCGUUUCUCAUUUGUAUUGGGCGAUAUGGGCCAUCGUCCAGGCAAAGUUCUCACCAAUCAACUUCGACUACCUUGGAUAUCAUUGCCUGAGGUACAAAGAGUACGAGAGACGCAAGAAAGAACUCGCCGUGUUCUCGAUCGUCAACAUCUGCAAGCAAUAAGUAGUCACUAGAAGAGAGAAUGGCCCUGACGAGGAUUGGAGGUCCAGCAACAGCAGCAAUGCCAUCGCUACCACAAGUUCGAGCAGUGUCCAAUGAAUUGUGCUCGUGGAAGUAUUUGGUG